CUCUCGACUCUAAGAAACCAACUGGGGAUCGACAUCCUCAAACAUAAGUACCACUUGCCGAACUCUCCCUGGUUACCUAACUACAGGGCUAGCCAGAGGUCCUCUGGCAUCUGGAGGUCAAUUUGCGCAGUCUUCCAUGCCUUCAAAUCUCGCAUAAGAUUCCAUCCAAGGUUGGGUAACCGCAACCUUUUCUCGCUAGAGCCCUGGUUAGGGCACACCCCUCUUAAGGACAAAUUUCCAGACCUCUCCUCCCUAGCUAGAGACCAAGGAGCCACUGUGGCAGAGGAAAUGCUCCCAGCAGGUUCCCUCCGCUCUUGGAACCCACAUUUUAAAAGGGCUCUAACUAAUCAGGAAUCCGCAAACUUUGCCGCCCUCGCUGCCAAACUUCAAGCUUGCUUCCUGGCCCCUUCAAGAUCAGAUCGAAUCAUUUGGACUCCGGCUCCUUCGGGGGAAUUCACAGUCUCCUCCUUUUUCCGGAGUCUAUCUUUCCCUCUUACCUUACCUCUUGCUCCUACCGCAAAAGCUGCCCAGGCUUGGACUUCUUUUGCCCCACCUAAAAUCAAUAUUUUCUCCUGGCUGACCCUUUCCCAGAGAGUCUUGACGGUAGAUCGGUUACAAAGAAGAGGUAUCCCAAUUCCUAAACAAUGCGUUAUGUGUCUCCCGGCUGAAAAGACCAACAACCAUCUCCUGCUGCACUGUCCAUAUGCUCACAAUCUUUGGGGAGCAAUUCUAAGACACUUCAAUGUACAGUGGGUGUUACCGGCAGAGGUGACAUCCUUUCUUUCUUUGGUACAACCUUUCCCCUGGCAUAAAGAGGGAAUCCUCCUUUGGAAAUCAGCGGUGGCUGCUGCUUUGUGGGCACUUUGGAUCGAGCGUAAUAACAGAAUCUUUCGGGGGGAUUUCUCACUGUGGCCCAAGGUGCUCAACAAGCUUAAGUCAACCAUUAUCUUUUGGGCCACCAACCACCAUUACUUCAAAGGAGUCUCCUCUUCGGCUUUCAGCCAGGAUUGGAGCUCAGUCCUUCAAUUCCAUCGCACACGCCUGCCGCGUGCCUCAAGAUGGAACCUCCACCCUAGGGACAGCUUAAACUUAACUUCGACGGCUGCUCUCUAGGAAAUCCCGGCCCCUCAGGAAUAGGAGCAAUCCUCAGAGACCACCUCGGUUCUACUGUGGCAACUGCUUCCAAACACAUUGGCCAUGCAAACUCUGUGGAGGCUGAAGCGACGACACUCUUGGAAGGCCUCAAACUUGCAAUCCCACUCCAACUGCACUCCCCCAUCAUCGAGGGAGACUCCAAGAAUACUCUUUCUUGGGCACAGAAUCCCCCCUCCUCCUCUUCUCCUUGGCAGUUAGCACACUUGGUUGACGAGAUUGAAUUCCUUUGCAAGAAAAUGUCCUUCAUGUUGAUGCAUACUUGGAGAGAAGGAAACCAAGAAGCUGACAUUUUAGCCAAAGAAGCAGCAGCAAUGGAGAUCAAUUAGCAUUUAGCACUUGUCUUGGAGUUUUGGUUUAUAGUUUUUGGGUUUUUUGUCGGAUCGACCUGUUUUUCUAGGUUACUGUGACUCACUGUAACCUCUUAAAAGAGGAUUUUGAUUCCAUUUGUUGGCUCUAUCCUUGAGCAUCCUUCUUUUGUGGAUUGCCAAGGUCUCGUACUUAUCUCCUCUUCAAUUAACACA
Messenger RNA from Amborella trichopoda, 1676 nucleotides. Lineage: Eukaryota; Viridiplantae; Streptophyta; Magnoliopsida; Amborellales; Amborellaceae. The record is from RefSeq and is a predicted model, not a curated record.